Molecule: messenger RNA, 5169 nt
Organism: Durusdinium trenchii
Lineage: Eukaryota; Dinophyceae; Suessiales; Symbiodiniaceae
Source: the annotation of a GenBank genome assembly
AUGAAAGUCUUGCACUACUUGAGUUUGGUCUACGAGGCUACUCAGCGUUUGCCUGUUGCAUCUAGACUGGUAGACCUGGGCUCAUCAGCCUUAUCUGGCUUGACGCGCUGCUUCAGCGGAGGCUGGGUGGCCGGAGCGGUCGAGAAGUGCUCCAGGCCCAGCAAAAGGCUCAUCCUCUACGAGUUUGAAGGCUGCCCCUUCUGUCGCCGUGUGCGUGAAACUGCCUCGGUCUUGGCGUUGGACCUGGUGGUGUAUCCCUGUCCCAAGGGGACACUGAAAGCCGCUGGGGGCCCCCAGACAUCGCGCUUCAGACCUGAAGUUGCCAAGCUUGGAGGGAAGGAGCUCUUCCCGUUCCUCGUGGAUGAAAACACCGGAGUACAGAUGUACGAGUCGGCCGAGAUCAAUAAGUAUUUAUGGAAGACUUAUGGUGCCCAAGCUGAGGUGCCUUGGACAUACUGGCUUGGCGAGAAGCUCUUUGUGAAGCCCCUGAUCUUCUUCCCGACACUGCUCCGGCCCCUGGUGACACACGGACUGCUGCGAGUGCCGAGCGUGGCGCCCGAGUCGCCCUUGGAGCUUUGGGGAUGCGAGUCGUCACCCUUCGUCCGGUUGGUGCGAGAAGCGCUGUGCUGCCUCGAGUUGCCAUACGUACUACGUCAGGUUCCACACGGAGAGUUGCAGAACCGAGCAGAAUUCCGGGAGAAGUACGGACAUCUCUUGUCCCCAGCCCGCCGCGCACUGGGAGCCGUACAAAUGCCGUUCCUAAGGGAUCCCAAUACUGGCACCGAACUUUUGGAGAGUGCUGACAUCGUGAAGUAUCUUUACAAGACCUACCGAGACGGACCCAUGCUUGAGGAAACAUGGCUGGACUUCAACUCUGCAGUUGGCCCAGCAGAGCCCUGCACAGUGGCCCUGCAGAGUUGGAAAAGGUCCGAGAAGGUCUCCACCGAGAGCAUCCUGGAGGAUGUGACCUCCAUCCGUGGCACCUUCACCGCGCAGCGUCGAGGCCGUGUGCCUUUCGUGGACAAUCAGUACAUUGAGUGGGACGAGAUGACGCGCUUGGUUUUGGAGAUGGGAAAGCUACAAGAAACACAAGGGAUCAAUGCAAAGGACUUCCAGGGAAUCCAAGCCGCAUUGACAGAGCUGCUGCACACGAAGGAUCAAGAUGCGAAGGCCAAAUACCAGACAGACAUAGCGAUGCAGAUAGCUAUCCCCUUUGUGCUGGCAGAUCCCUAUGUGAUGCACUUUUUGGCCGACUGCUUGCUGAAGCUCGCGCAGAGCUCAUCCCCCGAACAUGGGGAGAGCUUAAACACUGAGGCUCGAUUCGUGUUUUGGCUCCUACAUGCCAGCGCUCAGCCAGGUGGCACCAAGCACAUCCUCCGGCGGCCACGGACCGGCGCGGAGUUUGGUGCGGCGCUGGGCCUUCGUUUAGAUCACCUGGCUGCAGCCUUGCGAUGCUUUGGCGCAGAGGACAUGAAAGAGGCAGACUUUACUGCUUCCAUGCAAGAGUUGAGAAAUGGUGCUGAACAAGAUGCUCUCAGCACACUGCGACUUUUGGUGGCCCUCUUGGCCAGCAAGGCCAUGGCAGCCAAAGGCAUCAAGCAUUUGGAGUUGUGUCUGCAGUUGGCUGCCCAAUGGAGGAAAAACAGGUAUCGAUCCGAUAUGGAGAAGUCUGUGGACUGGAUUGACCAGCUCCUUGUUGAUUGGAUGAUCAACUCAGCCAAGCAGUUGGGAUUCCGCUUCGAUUUCAACCUGCGGAAGCCUUGCCUUGAGUAUUUGACCAUGCUCGCGGAGCAGGAUCCGUUAGUCCAUUUCAAGGUGGCCAAGCUGCUGGCAGAGCUGUUUACCAGCUUCGCAUCAGCACGAGAAGAGCUCACCUUCGUUGGCAAGGCCCUGAUGGCUGGCAACUACGAGAAUGGCCACUACUCCUGGUGGAAGGAUAUCUCAAGUUUGUACCUUCCUUUGGUGUACCCGAAAGUGUAUCUCCACAAGGUGUAUCAGGAGAGCCCUUUGGCACAAAGAGCUCCACUGAAGGCACCUGACACGCCACCAGCACAGCGACCUACUUCAGCCUCACAUGAUGCUUGGGCUGAGCCGGAGGCCGUUCUUCAACAUCGCAAGAGCUUGGAGGUGCCGGAUUCCCUGCUGACAGCACGGAUCUCUGCCUUGGUGCAUAAUUUCUGCCAAGCCGCUACAACCUACAGCCGGCUGACCAUGUCACAGGCUGCUGCUGAGGUGGUGGAGUUGCUGUCCGAGAAAUACCAAGGCACUCCAAGGCUUUGCCACUUGGCCGCUGGCUGGUUGACGUUGUUGCAGGGGCAGGACAGUGCACAAGCCAAGUGUAAAACGUUACGGCAAUGCUUGGGCCGACGCAUGGUCGCCGAGUUCUCUCCAGAGCGGUUGGACCGGUUGAUGGAGCUGAACAAGCGGAGAGCCACGGCGGCCUGGCUACAGGAGUUUAUCCAAGUGGAGGAGUGGCGCCAGGUGGUGUAUGAGCUCAGGAGGGAAAGCCGAGGGCGAUCCUCCACGUUUCUCUCGGGCGUGACCCACCAGAUCUCGGAGGACCCUUCCUACAAGGAUGAGCUCUUGCGUGAACCCUCCACCUCCGAAACCUUCCGCCUGUUCUGCCGCCAUGUGCAGCACCUUUUGCUCGCCAUUUUCAGUGUGGCCCGCACGGAUGAUACUUUGACCAGGCAAGCUGUUGAGAACUUCUGCAAGUUCAGCUGCUAUGGUCGCCACACCUAUGUGUACUCGCAGGGCAUUCUCCGGGAGCUGAUUCGCAUGGUGCCUGUGCACCGCAGACCUUUGCAGUGCAUCAGCCAGGUGUUGACGCAGCUGCAAAACAAGACCGACAACAUGGUUUUACGCAUGGACUUGCGCCUGAGUCCUGUUGGAAAAUAUCCCGACCUUUCCGCGCUUCUGCACUCCAUGUGCCGCUUUGGCAGCUCUCCUCGCUUUGUGGCUACUGAUGUGGUGAAACUGCAUCGCUUGAUUGAAGACCUGGUCGACUGCAAGGAGCCUGAGUCGAAAAGCAAGAAGAUGGACAAAGCUCCGCGGGCGCCGAAGGCACCUGCACAGGAGGAAGGGAAUGGCCGCAGCACACAGGUGGACCGGUCGCGGACCGCGCGGGCGACCGCGCGGGCGACCGCGCGGUCCACCGCGCGGUCCCGCGAGCGCUCGCCGGGGAGCGACGGUUCCGCGACCGAGGUCGCCUCGGAAGCCGACAGUUGGGCAGGAGAGGCUCGCUCCGCAGCAACGCCCUCAGCAGAGAUGGCCGCUGAACAAACCGAGGCGGAGAAGAAGCACCCGCAGACUGCUCCACAGACAGUGCUCAAAGGGAAAGAGGUGGAAGGUGAAGCGGGAGAGGACCAAAGUCAAAGCGAGGCGGCCUCUGAUCAAGAUCGAGCAUCAUGGAUGUCCAACCCACAGGCGGGUCAGGAGAAGACUGUGACUGAGAGGACUGCGAGUAUUUGGGGCAUGCCGAAUCCAAGUGAGUUGCAGCGUGGUGAGAGUGAAGCUGGAGGUGAGCUCCCCGAUCCAACAAAAGGCGUGCGGGGAAUCUUGGAAUCAUUGAGAAGUCCUGUCUUCUUCGAGGCGCUGUUGACCCGUUUCGUCGACCCCUUCGAUGCACAACUGGCGGAGCUUUCGGAGCCGGAGCGCCACGCCUAUGCCCGGGUGCUGGCAUUGUCCUGCCACGAUGGCAUCCUAGAUGCCAAGAAUACCAAAGCCCGGCUAGAUGCUGAAGAGGCCGUCCAGGUGACCACAGCGGAGUUGGAGUCCUGCUAUGUGGUCGCUCACCAUCCUCAAGCUUCCUGGCUUCGACAAGUGGCCGGCAUGAUGCGUUUGCAGCGAACACGGCUGGGCUGUGCGGCUGGACUGCGCUGGCUACAGCAUGUCGUGUUAAGCUCCCGGGUACCUGGAAAGCAGCUGUUGGUGAGGAUGUCCCAGCCCAUCAUUUACCUGAUGCUCAAGGAAGCCUGUGAGGCGCAGAAGCUACACGCCCAUCGAGCCUUGCGAAUCUUGCAACAUGUCUUGGAGCUCUUGCCCAGCACGGCGCAACAGGAGGAGGAAUCACCAGAGGCAGAGCCAAUGGCUGCUGCACAAGGUGAUGAGGUGGUGUAUACAGACUUCCAAGAUCCGCCGGCUCUCCGCCUCCGUGUGUCCAAGAUGGUCGCAGGAACACUGCUGUACAUUGCUUUGAAGAAGAACUUGGGAGUCCCCGUGCUUGAUUUGGUUCGGAGCACUCUCCACAGUUGGGAGAAGGAUGGCAUCCACUAUUUCCUGGAGCAGCUCUUCCACUCAGUGCAGCCACCUCACUCUAAGCGCUUUUGUUGGGCCGUACUCCUGCUACUGGCGACUCCUGCUGGUAUAGCUGCAUGCAGCACGGCCCAGAACUGCCCUUUGGCGGAACAGUUCUGCAACCAAGCACGCACUUCCUUGGAAUCGGUGAAACUGGAUUCGCAGACGGUGGAAGAUCGGGUCUUGCAGGCGAAGAAGGCCUUCGGUACCCUGGAGACCGCCCUCACCGCUGCGCGCGCCGCGUUGCCGGUGCAAUCACCGGGCCCGAUGACUUCGCCACGGCCUUCGCCACGGCUGGUGCCCUCGCCGGCGCCCCGUGCACGCCGGGAGCAGACGGAGGAGCAGGCCAAUCUCUACCGGUGGUGGCAUUCUUCUCCAGGGCUGACCAUUGCCGCUAAGCCCCGGAAGCGAAGGAAAGAUGAGCCUGCGGAGCCUGCGAAAAGUCAUCGAGGCCGCCUGGGCGGCCGUGCUCUCCGGCCGCGGUCCGCUCGGCCGCGAUCGGCCCGAGUGCCGAAGGCCGACGCUUCUGAUGAGGACCCCUCUUUGAGCGAGGAGGAGCAGGAGGCAUCAAGCGAAUACGAAGCACCCGCGAAACGGGAGACCCAGAGAGACCAAGCUGUCCAGGCUCUCCAAGGCUGUUGGCAGCAUUCCAACCCCAAGUAUGGACAGUUGAGAGUGCAGGACUUGGUCGUGACCUUCCUUUCGAGUGGGAAGACUUGCUCGGUCACUGCAAGGCCAGAUGGAAGUGUGGACGUUGCAGGAUGGGUCUCCAGGCCCGAAGGGCCAAAACCGCAGAGGAUCACCUGGACCAGCGGCACUCGAAGCUGUUCUUGGCAGCGCCAAAGGUUGCGACUCCGGCACCAGCAACAGUGA